This is a messenger RNA of Bacillus rossius redtenbacheri, 3639 nucleotides long. RefSeq lists its product as uncharacterized. Gene Ontology annotation, biological process: regulation of neuronal synaptic plasticity; regulation of long-term synaptic potentiation; cytoskeleton organization. The coding region runs from base 1139 to 2722 and encodes 527 amino acids. The transcript has 2 exons. The record is from RefSeq and is a predicted model, not a curated record. Gene Ontology annotation, cellular component: actin cytoskeleton; plasma membrane; cytoplasm. Gene Ontology annotation, molecular function: mRNA binding. Lineage: Eukaryota; Metazoa; Arthropoda; Insecta; Phasmatodea; Bacillidae.
CAGUUCUAAAGUAUCAGGUUGAUACUUUUCGACCCACCUCUACUUCCAGCCAUUACAUCAACAGUAUCGCUCACGUAUGACGUGAAGUUGUGGUUGCGUACAUUAUGUUUAUUUUGUGUUGUGGUCACAUCUUAGCAGCAAUAUAUUUCGUUCUUCCAUACAUACAUGUAAAAUAUGUGAUUUUCGAAACGUAAACAGUGGCAGGCUACCGCUAAGGUUGGUUAGUUUUAGUUCUGACAAUGGCGAUGCCGGCGAACUCAAGAUGAAACCAAGUUUGUUACUGUACAUUUCUUAAAAUUUCGCGUUAUACAGAAAACUAAACGAAAUCGUAUUAUUUCGCGAUUAUCAAUGAAAUUCGCGUUAUUUUUCGCGUUAUCACGAUCGCGAAAAUUUCAGGUCUCUACAUAUAAAUGAUAUUUUUAUUAAGCGAGGACAUGUUUCAUAAUCAAGGUGAAGCUCCCUAACAGGAACUCAUGCCAAUGAGGUGUACAAUAUGAUCAAGAGAUGGGAACAAUUGUUGCACGAACAUUGUCUACAAUGCUUAUAAUGUUGACUAAUACAAUAAUUCGUUCUUUGACGUAAAUAGUGCAAAUAUAUAAGUAAAUAUACCUUCAUGCAAAGCACAUAAAAUAGACACCCAAACGGGCGAAUCAAAAGUGCUAGAAAAGUUUACAAUAAAUUAACAGCAUGUUGACUACAUUCAAAUAACUAUGGGACACACGUAAAAAGUUUAUAAAACAUAAAAAUACAGAUGUGAUGCGUCACGUGUAAGCAAGGCGACGCCGUCCAGCGUGAUGUGAGGGGGGCGCACAGAGAAGUAGAAAGCAAGGUUAAGCCCUGGCAAAAUUACGGGGCGAACAGCUAUUAAAGCUGACCCGGGGCAACAAGCAUUAAAAGGCCGAUACACUAGAGCUACGAUCAGGAGAUCCAAUAGUGUCAUUCACAAAAAAUGACAGAAAAAAAAGGCAACAAAACUAGGUUGAACAGCAAGGCGAUAUCAAACGAAGGUCUUUCCAAGUAAGCAUCAUGCAGUUAGGCUGCAGCAUCAUGCAGCCUCCUCUCUCUGCAACCAACAUGGCCGCUUCACAAGCUUCCAGGAGUGCAGAAAACACCUGGUGGCGCCCAACCCAUCUGAAGGAUGUUUUCUGGAUCCUGUGCAGCACCCCGCUGCAGUGCACCAGAUGGACCCAGCAUUCCCUGUGUAUGCUGCAAUGCCCAGUUUCACCUACAAUGCCUUGGUAUCGUGGAACAAGUCAUUGAACAGGCGUAUAUCCACAUAUGCCAGCCCUGCAGACAACUUCUGGUAGAGAAGAAGCCAACAGUGCCAACUCCCCGGCGCUGUUUUGCACCGAACUGCCCUGGGAUAGCCCUAGUCCUCGUCACCUGCCAGGCCUGCCAUCGCGACUACCAUCUCGCCUGUCUAGGCUGGGAAGAUACUCCACUGGACCUUGCUGGGAUGUCAUUUACCUGCGCCCAGUGUAGAGUUAAUCCCACUGCACCUUCGAGUACAAGAUUUGCAAGUGCACCUCGGCCCUUUAGAGGUCAGGAUCAUGAGGACCCUGUGCAAGCUGUACACCAAUGGGAGCAAGCCCUACGGGCACAUGCAAUCCACCCCACCGAAUGGGUGGACCGGAUAGGUCCAGUACUACUUGGGGAAGCCUCUAGAUGGUGGAAUAACCAUGAAGGGCUGUAUGACACCUGGGAAGAGUUCACAGGGGGCUUCCUGAACCAUUUUGGAAACCAAUCAAGACUGGCAAAGCUUACUGCCCAAUUAUAUGGUACCAAACAAAAGGAAGGAGAGGAUGUCGAAAGUUUCUUACUACAGAAAAGGAAACUUUAUAAGAGGCUACACCCAGGGAGAGACCCAAAUGAAUUUCUUCCUACCUUGUUGGAGCUGGUGCGGCCCAACCUACGGCCAUUUCUGCGGCAUCCGCCUCCCGAGAAUUUCUCCGAACUUAUGGUUCGAGCCACUACCGUGCAGCGAGAUUGUCUCGAAACUAGGGGCACUGUAACAAGUAAACCUUGUUCACCAUCAACCCUGGUACAAGAAUAUGCUACCCCCAACAAAAGGUUGCCGAAGUGUUGGCACUGCCCUGAACAACACUUUCACAAAGACUGCCCAGUUCUCCGCUGCAAACAGUCUGAAAGGAACAGCCUCAACACAGUAGACCCCUGGAGGGAAAGAGUGGUGCCAACGAGCCCUACCCCUACUCCGAAGGUAGAAAACCUCAACUCCCAAGCUCGGCUCGAAAGUAGACCGACCCCGAGCCUUAUGUGUGUACAGCACCACCCACAACAAGAACUGCCAAGAGUCAAGGUGCAACUGGACUCACAGCCCAUUCAGGCUCUUAUCGACUCAGCCGCCACCACUAAUUUUGUGCACGAGAGUAUUGUGCAGAGAACAGGGACCCCUAUUAAGUCCCAACCCCAAAUGGCCCAGCUUGCCACCCAGGGAUCCACCAUGACCUUACUGGGCAAUGCUGUGGUACAAUGCUGCAUAGCCGAUGUGGAGAUGGAGAUCCCAUGUCUAGUCGCAAAGGACCUUCGAGAAGAACUCGUGCUGCACCAAGAUUGGCUCACACAGCAGCAGGCGACAUUGGUAAUAUCAGCUGAUCAUCGUUUGGCUUUUCCAGAUAUAGCUCUGACAUAUUUUAGCCUUAACAAAUAUCCAUGGUGCUUUGUCUCUAUAAGGGCUUCAUCCCAUCUCUUUACAAUAUGUUAGUAACUUGUAAGAGGCGAUUUCAUAAAUGACUGCACUUCUACAUUAUGCAGAGAUUUAUAAUUUAAUUAUUUUAUGAUAGAAUUAUUGCACCUAUUAAAACGAAAUUUUAUUUUAGUAAACAAGAAGGUUACAUGCAUAUAUAGUUAACGCGUCAGACACGAAACUUUUUAAAAUUCUGUAUAAAACGGCUUUAAAUUAUUAAAACUUAAGUUUUAAUAUCUCAAUUAAAAUGUUAUGAAAAAUUUCGAAACUACGUACAGACAACAGUAGCUAAACAAAACUAUUGACAAAAUUUCAUUCCAAUCUGCAGCAAAAAAUUUAACUAAUGCUCACUCUUAAGGGGUCAACUACUACCUCACUUACCUUAAAUGUUUUUUUCAUUAUUUAACUUUUGACAGCAACACGCGUCCUCUUUCGCUCCAUGGUCCGCUCUGUGAAUAUCAGGUCACACAAUAUUUUGAAUGUUAUUGUAAUUUUGAGCAAUUUUAAAUCUGUGAUUUAUAUGUAGUGAAUUUAUGUAGGGUCGGAGGAACCAAACUGUAGUCCUCAUUUUGUAAUGCUAUUAGAGCCUACUUCAAUUUCAGAGUCAUUUUAAUAAAAUUAUGUUUACCUCCAAAUAGUUUUUUCAAAUUAGUAUUGUAUUGGUGUUUGUAGUUUUUAGUGUAAAUCAAUUAAUAUUAGUUAUGUUCUGUGCCUCAAACGUUUAUGCCCUUAUGUAUUUUUGAUUAAAAAUGAAAAUGUAUAAUUGACAGGGCCCAUAGCAUAAUUAUGUGAACCAGUUGUCGAAAAUAUAAUGUAAUGAUACUUGUAUAUCUAAGAAAAAUGAUAUUUAUUAUUAAUUUGCAAUGAAUGUGUAAUUAUUUUUCUACAUACAUGUUUUAUACAUUACUAUUUAAAUAAAUUACUUGUCCUCAAAA